Fonticula alba is the source of this 2511-nucleotide messenger RNA. RefSeq lists its product as hypothetical. Gene Ontology annotation, molecular function: protein binding. The record is from RefSeq and is a predicted model, not a curated record. The transcript has 7 exons. Lineage: Eukaryota; Rotosphaerida; Fonticulaceae. Gene Ontology annotation, biological process: regulation of actin filament polymerization. Bases 27 to 2270 code for a protein of 747 amino acids.
GCCCGCCUCCCAACACCCGCACAAGCAUGGCCGACGCCUACGCGGCCACCAGUCCCGCUGCCGCCGCCGAGCAUGCCGGCGACGCGCACGCCCAGGCCUUCGACACAGCCGCCGGUGAUAGCCUGUCCUUCGGCUACGAGCUGCGUGACCAGCUCGAUAUCAUCGACCGCUAUGCCCGCAACAGCAUUGCCCUCAUCGACGACCUGCGCGACAUGGCCCAAGAGCGCGCCGAGCUGGAGAAGGAUUAUGCCUCGCGUCUGGAGCGCCAGGCCCGGAGCUUCGCCCGGCGCCGGCAGAAGGCCGGCCGGUCGAUCCUCGGCGCCGGCUCCUCCAUCUGCGCCCCUGGGUCCGACCAUGCGGCCACCCCCUCCGACGAUCCCGAUGAGGCGAGGAGCUCCAUCGCCUCGGCCCUGGCCACUCUCCACACCCAGACCGAGGAGUCGGCCAAGGCCCGCCAGGAGCUCUCCGAGCAGAUCAUCAACGAGGUGGUCAACCCGCUGAAGUUCGAGUCGCGCCGCAUCGAGGAGGCUCGCAACAAGCACCUCCAGUUUGCUCAGACCCUCCGCCACCUCCUGGACCAGGCCCGCGACCAGUCGGACAAGGCCCGCGACGCCUACCGCAAGCAGUCUGCCAGUGUGGACGCGGUGUACAACCAGUACGACAAGUGCCCGGACCACAACGCUGCCCAGAAGCUGGAGCGCGACUGGAACGAGGCCCUUCGGGAGAAGCGCGAGCGGUCCAACGAGUACCUCCUCUGCGUUGAGGCGCACAACGCCCUGCGCUUCGAGUACUACCACCACCUGUUCCCGGCCAUCCUGAACAACUUCCAGGAGCUGACCGAGCACGCGGUCUGGCGUGCGCGUGAGCUGAUCAACACCUUCAUUGACUCGUCCAACCUGUGCAUGGACACUCUCCGCAGCCACAACGACAUUGUCACGGCUUCCGUUGCCGCCGUCGAUGCCUGUGCUGAUUCUCAGCUCUUCAUCCGCACUAUCCGCAAGGACUGGAUUGAGCCUCCCAACGAGGAGUUCAAGCCCUACUCCGAAACCGAUGCGGCCAUCCUCCACACCCAGUACCCCAUGGGCACCAUCCUGAUGAACACCUACCUCAAGUACCAGGAGGAGCUGGACAAGGCUCAGGGUGGCAUCGACGGGAAGAACCGCGAGCUGGACGGGCUGCGCACCCUCUACGAGUCCUACUACUCCAAUCCCUCCUUCGGUGAUGCUGUCAAGGUUCGCCAGGACAUCAUUGCCGAGGAGCGCUCGAUUGCCCUCUUCCGCGUGCCGCAGGUGAAGAUCGCCGCACAGAAGGCCAUGAUUGACCAUGCCUUUGGUCCGGAGAUCCUCGGCCAAAUCCGGCCGCACGCUUGGAAGUCCUCCUCCAAGGGCAGCUGCCCGGCCUGUGGCAGCGGCCUGUCUCUCUUCAACAAGGGCCACUCCUGCACGUCGUGCAAUGUGGCCGCCCACUCCAAGUGCCAGAUCCGCCUGCCGCCCAUGUGUGGCGCCGACAUCGAGUCCCAGAUGAAGCGCGAGACCGAAACCCCUCGGCCGUCCGGCGCCGCCGGCGCGGUGUCUCGCAUCAAUGCCAACAGCGGCGCCAGUCGCCCGGUGUCCAUGAUGUCGCAGGCAUCCUCCUCCGGGGGCAGCAUGCGCUCCACUUCCGGCCUGAGCCUGGGCGUGUCGCCCGGCGGCGGGUCCGGUGGGUCUCCCUUCCCCAACAGCCCGCUUGGUGCCCAGUCGCCGGUUGUGGCCGGUGGCUCGGCCACCGCCGGCGGCUCGGCCCACCUUCACAGCGCCAAGGUUCUGUUCGACUUCAGCGGGUCCGGCUCCGACGAGCUUACCGUCAAGACCGGCGACGAGGUCCAGGUGAUCCUGGCCUCGGAUCCCUCCUUUGCCGAGGCGGAUGAGGGAUGGUUCCAUGUCAUCCACCAGGGCAUUCGCGGGCUCAUCCCCAUCGCCUACACGGACUUCGACGCGGCCCUCCUGCAUGCGGCCCCGGCUCCCGCUGCUGCUGCUGCCGCUGCUCCUGUUGGCGUGGCUUCCCCAGUUGCUGCCACCCCGGCUGGCGAUGGCUCCACCGGCGCCACCUACCUCUUCCAGGCCCGCGCCCUGUAUGACUACAGUGGCGGGAGUGAGCAGGAGCUCUCCCUCACCGAGGGGAGCAUCAUCAAUGUCAUCUCGACCGACCAGGAUGGCUCUGGCUGGUGGAUGGGUGAGCUGAAUGGCAAGGUCGGUGAGUUCCCCGGCAACUACAUUGAGCGCAUCGACUGAGCGCGUGCACGCACGUGUACGCGCUGGUGGCCAGCCCGCUCGUGUGCAUGUUCCCCUCUCCCCCUCCCCCUCCCUUUGUGCUGCACCCAUGUGUGUGUGUGUGUAUAUGGCGACUCUCUAGCAAGAGCUGCUGGCUGGCCUCUGCUGCUGUCCCACGCCACCCACCUACACGCACAUGCCACGGAACACCAAUCCUCGCCCUUUUUUUCUUAAUACAUAUACCCCCCUCCCCCCUCCACAC